Messenger RNA from Xenopus tropicalis (tropical clawed frog), 4524 nucleotides. Its product is annotated as kinesin-like protein Klp98A. The record is from RefSeq and is a predicted model, not a curated record. NCBI's taxonomy places the organism in Eukaryota, Metazoa, Chordata, Amphibia, Anura, Pipidae. The transcript has 8 exons. Bases 267 to 3689 code for a protein of 1140 amino acids. Gene Ontology annotation, biological process: microtubule-based movement. Gene Ontology annotation, molecular function: nucleotide binding; ATP binding; microtubule motor activity.
AAAUAUUUUCCGACGACAGGUAAACAAAAGCCUCAUAGCUCCACCUUUGCAGCCAACACCUGACAGACUAGAAAAGUGACGGAAAAUGACAUUUGUGUUGCUAUACACGGAGCAGUUUGAACAUUGUAGAGAUUUCUGAUUUCACAAGAAAGACAUGGAGCGAGCACAUUGUAGUUCAUCAGACCAGCAUGGCACGGGGAUAAGUAACUGAAGGUACUGUAUCUACCUGUUUCCCUCUACUAUUGGCUGUCUGUGGAACGGUUAAUAUGUCUGCUGUCAGAGUGAAAGUGGCGGUGAGAGCACGUCCCAUGAACCACAGGGAGAAUGAGCUUAAAUCCGAAUGUGUCGUGCAAGUGAAAGGCAACCAGAUAUUUCUGUUGCCUCCUCCAAGUCACAAGGAAGACCACAUGAAGGUAAAAAAGGAAUUCACUUUCGACCAUUGCUUUUUGACUGUGGAUGAAAACCAUGCAGGGCAAGAGGAGGUUUUUAGUGUUCUUGGAUCGGAACUUGUUGACAAUGUCUUCAAAGGGUUCAAUGCUUGCAUAUUUGCCUAUGGACAAACAGGAUCGGGAAAAUCAUUUUCAAUGAUGGGAACCGACGAACAGCCAGGUCUCAUUCCAAUGAUCAGUUCCGAGUUAUUUAAGAGAGAACACAACUCCAGACAGCUGAGAGUGGAAGUUUCCUUCAUGGAAAUAUACAACGAAAAGGUGAGGGAUCUAUUACAGUCAAAGGAAAACCAAAAGACACUCAAAGUCCGGGAGAGCAAACAGUUUGGCCCCUAUGUGGAGGGUCUGUCUCAUCAUACGGUCUCUAACUAUGAAAAUAUAAACUGUCUAGUAUUAAAAGCAAAUAAACACAGGACUACUGCUGCUACAAACAUGAAUGAUGUAAGCAGUCGCUCACAUGCUAUCUUCUCAAUAACCGUAAGUCAGAUCCAUAUUAACCAUAGUACUGGUUCCACAAGGGAAUUGACUGGAAAGAUUAGCCUGGUGGAUUUAGCGGGAAGUGAGAGGGUUUCUAAAACAGGAGCGGAAGGAGAGCAUCUAAAGGAAAGUAAAAAUAUAAAUAAGUCCCUGACGGCCCUUGGCAGAGUUAUAUUUGCUUUGUCUGAGGGGAAAGCGAGCUAUGUAAAUUAUAGAGAUUCUGUUCUCACGUGGCUACUUAAAAACAAUCUAGGAGGCAACAGCAAGACAGUCAUGUUGGCCACCAUUAGCCCAGCUGCAGAUAAUUACCAUGAGACCCUGUCCACUUUAACCUAUGCUGAUAGUGCUAAAAGGAUAGUCAACCAAGCAGUAGUAAACGAGGACACCACAUGUAAAGCUAUUGGAGAGUUACAAGAAGAAGUAAGGAUCCUCAAGGAAAAGUUAAGCCAAGCUGAGGGAAUGCACCGAGAUUUGCAAGAACUUCAGUCCAAACUUAGAGAAAAGGAAGAUCUUCUAGAAGAAUUGAACAUGACCUGGGAAGAAAAGCUUCAAAACUUUGAGGUUAUGCAAGAGAGACAGAAGCAUUUAGAUAGUAUGGGCAUCACAGUAGAGCAACUGGGGAUUAGGAUAGACCCCCAAAAGAGCUAUCUUUUCCCCAUACAUCACCAUCCAGAGCAUACAUAUUUAUUUUAUUUAAAAGAAAAUACAUCUGUUGGUGCUGGAACUUCUCAGGAUAUCCAGCUGAAUGGACCUGGAAUUGAGCUAGAUCACUGUGUAAUUAAUAUACUAGAGGGCUUUGUGACCUCCAAGGAAAAUGCACCGACUUAUGUCAAUGGUUGUCUCGUCUGCAAAAGCACUGACUUGUGGGAUGGGGAUAAAAUAACUCUAGGAAGCUACACAUUUAUGAUUCAUCUGCCUCACAGAAAGAGAACAGAGUCUGUAAAUAACUAUACUGAAGAACAGAUAAGAGCUGACUCUCUCAGCUUUACUCAAGGAAAAGAUAUAUUAGCUGGCUAUGAUAAUAUAACGUAUCAUAAUAAUAAUUCAACUGAGGGUUCAAGUUCUCCAGAUUUUAGACCGAACUCUGACUGUCCUAUGGCUGAUAAAAGAUCCAGUGUACUGGAAAGAUCUGCCAAACUGGAAGAGGAUAGUUACAGCACUAACAAGUUAAGUAAAGCAUCUCAACAUGAUAAUAUAUCAAGGUCUCCAUCCCAAGAGGGCAGUCCUACGAUGUCUUCAGCCACAAAGGGACGUGAUACCCUUGUACAUAUGAACAAAGUACAGAUAACGCUUGAUACAGAGGCAACAGACAGCCUUCUAAAUAGAUUUAAAAAUAUAAAUACAGUAGAAAUUGAUGGCCAAUCACAUGGGAAAUAUAACAAAACUAAAAGACCAUUUUCAGAAUUCCCAGCAAGAACCAAUGUUCUACCUCCGAUCCAUUCAUUAAGUAUUACCUCUCAGGUCGGUACAGCCGUUGAUGGAACAGUCUGUGAAAUACCAUGUCAUAAUAUUAAUAACUGUGUUAUAUCCCAGUAUGAUAAAACAGCUCAAGAGCACUGCAAUUCUCCUGUAAGGCAGAGUUCUGCUACAGACACCAAAGCCAACUCAGAUGUACAAAAGCGAGCAAUUGAUUCCGGGAGAAAUUCCUCUUGUCAAGAGCGAAACAAUGAUACCAUCUCAGACCAACAGGAAUUUCUACAUUGCUCAUCGCUGGGAGGGGCACGGAUAAGUGAGGACACAGGGCUGUCCCUGAAGCUCUUCUACUGGGAUAAAACCUUUGAUGUUUCAUGGUUAGCAGGGCAGCUGAAGAACAGUCUCCUUAUGCCCAUCACUGGCGUGUCCUUCAUUCCACUCUCGGUUACGUCUGAGGACGAAUGGAAAGCAGCGGCAGACAGAAAUUCUGUUAUAGUCGUGUGUCACUCCCUGCGAUCAGGGAAACCCAGGGAUUAUCUAAAGCCUUAUUUGGAAUAUUUUAUGAAGAUGUGGGGUCCCAGUAAAAUAACCAUGAUAAUUAGUGACCUGGAUUAUGACCCUCUUACUAGUAUGGAGUGGAGGGAUUGGUGGAAUAAAAGUCCAUUUGCCCAGUGUAAUCUUCAACUGUUCACAAAGGAGGAAAUUAAUGAAAAAAGAAGCCUAGAGCAAAGGAGGAAAGAUGUGAAAGAAAACCAGAGACCACAGAUAAACAUGAAUAGGGGUUCUUGUCAAGAGGCAACGCAACUCAUUCUGCAACCACAGGGGGGUCUAGUAGUUGGGAUUUGCUCCAGAGAACCUUGGAGCCACCAAUGGAUAGAAGAUCUUCUGAAAACUGAAAGCUUCAAGAAAAACAUCAGAGAUAUUCAAUCGAUCCGCAUCUCUAGCGAUAUCUCUCAGUUCCAAAAAGAUAUUUCUAAAUGUACAUUCUGUAUCCUGUAUCACUCUGAUAAACAGGGGGCGACAGAAGCCGCCAAUGGGCUAAAUGCACUGUAUAAUGAUGAACUGGGGACCAUGUUUCAUAUAGUUGGGAAACAGAGGAUCGUUAUGGUGAUGGCUGACCUGGAGGAUAGCAGUGGUAGAGUGAAGAGAAGAAUGCAACAUACACAGGCAAACAUCAUGAAGUUGACUUGCAGACUUACCCUUUUCAAUAGGGGGCAAAUAGAUUCCAUUAUAAAGGGGAAUAUCACCUCUAGGAGUGUAAAAAGGAAGCUGAAUAAACUACAGAAAACCCUAACAGAAGCCAAUCAUGGUUCCCGUGUCUCCUUUCACUCAGCUGCCAAGGCCAUCCUUUAGGUUACCGGCAUCCAUCUGAGUGUAAUCAUCAACAUCAUCAAUUCGUUAUUGCUUGAAAGAUUGAAACUAUUCAAUUUGGAUGGACCUGAGCUGGCAUGGAGGCCAUAGUUGAUCUGACAAAUAACUUGCUCAGAGCUGACUGCCCCGGCAUUAUGGGCCAGAUAUAAGACUGGCCGAAGGAGUGGAAGGAAGGGGAAGCGAGCCCCUGAUACGACUAGAAGAGAAAGACUAUGUGGAUACAAUUACUGUGACUCACAGACGUCCUAACAUUGCCCUGGAUUCAUCUUGAUAACACACAUAUCUAACCAGAGGUCACAUUGAAUGUACAGUACCUGUUGCCUAUACCGUAUAUACUCAAGUAUAAGCCGAUCCGAAUAUAAGCCGAGGUACCUAAUUUUACCUAAGAAAACUGGAAAAACCUAUUGACUCCAGUAUAAGCCUAGGGUGGGAAAUGCAGCCGCUACUGCUAAGUUUCAAUAAUCAAAAUAAAUACCAAUAACAUUAGGAUCUGUCAAUCAUACUGAACAAAUACAGCAGAAGUCACUAAAGUCUGCCCCAUGAGACAAUCUGUAGUGAGCAGAUCACUUUGUGCAUGGGUUAAGCAGCACUUCACUUCUAAUAUAGUCAGGCCCAUCUUCUGGAGACCAUCAAUAGGAAUGCUGAGAGAUUCAAAAGAGACUGUAUGUUUAUAAUGCCCAGUGAACAGUAUGCCCUCUAAAUAGGCCAAGCAAAAUAGCAAACCUAAAUGAACCUUCACUAUCAGCACUAGUGAUGGGCGAAAUGUUUCGGCAGGCAUGGAUUCACGGCGAAUUUCCGCGUUUCGCCAUUGGCGGAU